CCUGGAGAGACCCUGAAGUCUGAGACCUGCAGAGCCCCAGCCCUGACACCCUGUGCACUGCGAUUCUGCUGGACCCGCCGACAUGAGCCGCCCAGCACACUCCUGCACCCUCCGCCCCAGACUCAGCCCAGUGCUUCUGCUCCUGGGGCUGCUGCUCCUACCGGCUGUGGCUACCAUUGCCAGCGCUGACCUCAAAGAAGAAGACCAUGAAGAACUGCACUGCCUGUGUCUGAAGACCACCUCCCGAGUCCGCCUAAAGCACAUCACCAGGCUGGAGGUGAUCAAGGCUGGGUUUCACUGCCCCACCAUCCAGAUGAUAGCCACAAUGAAGUCUGGAAGGAAAGUAUGCCUGGACUUGAAGGCCCCCCGGUAUAAGAAAAUAAUAGAGAAACUUUGGGAGAGUUAGUGGUUAGCUGGUGAAAUCUCUGCAUUUGCUCUAUAACUUGAGUUUUUUUCCCUUUCAAUCUAAUUGUGAAAAAAAAAAUUUGAUGUUUCUAUUACGCUUCAAAUCUUAAAUAAACAAAUACAAUAAACCAAA
This is a messenger RNA of Tupaia belangeri chinensis (Chinese tree shrew), 538 nucleotides long. Its product is annotated as platelet factor 4. Gene Ontology annotation, biological process: chemotaxis; immune response; defense response. The coding region runs from base 83 to 406 and encodes 107 amino acids. The transcript has 3 exons. Lineage: Eukaryota; Metazoa; Chordata; Mammalia; Scandentia; Tupaiidae. Gene Ontology annotation, cellular component: extracellular region. The record is from RefSeq and is a predicted model, not a curated record. Gene Ontology annotation, molecular function: chemokine activity.